This is a messenger RNA of Botrytis porri, 2326 nucleotides long. RefSeq lists its product as uncharacterized. The coding region runs from base 172 to 1959 and encodes 595 amino acids. Gene Ontology annotation, cellular component: nucleus. The record is from RefSeq and is a predicted model, not a curated record. NCBI's taxonomy places the organism in Eukaryota, Fungi, Ascomycota, Leotiomycetes, Helotiales, Sclerotiniaceae. Gene Ontology annotation, biological process: positive regulation of transcription by RNA polymerase II. The transcript has 2 exons. Gene Ontology annotation, molecular function: transcription cis-regulatory region binding; zinc ion binding; DNA-binding transcription factor activity, RNA polymerase II-specific.
CCUGCAGUCACUAUGACAUUGGUUGUGUCUUGUAAAAGUCCUAGAUCUGUGUAUAAAUGUUCACAUAGAUGGGGAAAUGUUGGAAAGAAACCUCCAACAAUUGUUUGAGCACUUGGAUUAGACUUGGACCCCACCUAGAACAUUGAACCAACUUAGAGCACAGAAUCUACCAUGUCACAACCUAGGAGAGGCAUCAGGUCUAGAUCAGAAUGCAUGACUUGUAGACGUGCUAGAGUGAGAUGUGACGAAAAACAUCCGAUAUGUGAAAGGUGUAAUCGUCUUGGAUUAGAUUGCUCAUACCAGCCAUUUGUUUCUCGAAAGGAGAAGGAGCGACGGCAUCGAGAAGCGAGAGAAAGGUCGAUUCCAGUUCAGAUCAUCCCAAAUAUCGUUGGAUCGCUGCCACAUCCAACUCAUGCAGAAGUCAAUGAAUUUCUGAAUGCUGUGGAAGAUGAAGUAUUUCCUGAUGUGUGGAGCAUGCAUGAAUGGCCGACCAGUAUGGGGCAUGGAUUCAUAUUGCCCGAAGGUUCCUUCAAUCUCGAGAUAUUUGACGAACUCGCCUCAGGAAACAAAGACACUUACACUACUAGCCCUUCAUCGCCGUUUCAACCUUUAAGAGCUCUUCACCUUGUGGAUCGAGACAAUGUUGUGUUCCAGGAUGACUAUUAUGCUCAAGGAUGCGUCACACUUCAUUUCCCCAAUUUACGCCAUUCGAGUCCAUUAAAACUCUCACCAUCAGAGAAACGGGCUGUUGAGCAUUACGAGAAGACGUUGUCACUAAAGUUCACCACCAAAAAUCCAACUUGGUCAACACAGCAGAUAUACAUCUGUCUCGGUGCUCAAGAUCCUCUAGUUAUGCACUUGCUGCUUGCAAUAUCCUUUCGUGAUUUGUGUUUCAGAGAUGAAGAUAAUGAACUUCACGACCUUGCCCAAAAGCACUUUCGAGCUGGAAUUGGUCGUUUACUGACAGCUAUUUCCGAGGAAGAAUCACCACAUCACUUGAGUAUCAUGGCAGCUUUCUGGUUCCUAUAUAUGCUUGGAUCAAGUCAAAUCCAUGCGGGUAUCGGUACAAUGAUGCUCUUGAGCAGAGUUGUAUGCGAUUAUGUCCAAAAACAUGUUGCGGGUCUUCUAGAUCUAGAUCCACUCAAUGAGCGACACGCAAAUCCUCCUUUACCUUUCCAGCUUCGCGACCAAUCGUUACUCGCUCGAGUUACGAUUUGGAUGUUUUACGCCGAUGUUGGAUUUUGCUUUUGCUAUCGUGGUGGGGAUCUUGCAAGAUAUCUUUGCACCGACGCAAAGAAUAUAUCGAAAAUCGUCGAAAUGGGUCGUGCUGUUCUGGCUCUGAACUUUGACCGAGAGUAUCCACCAGAUCAGGCAGCUGAUGAUACUCAGAAUCUUGAAGUGCUAGAUCUUUCAUGGAAAUCGGCAAUAAUGUGUCAGCUAGUGAAUGACCUUGAUCCAAAAAUUCCUUCAGACGAGAUAGAACAACAGUUUUGUGAACUCGAACAAACUUACAGCUCUAUAUUUGAACUCGCUGCAAUGGAUUUAGAAACUCGUCCAAGAUUUCUGACUAACGCCGAUUGGAUACUCAGUUACUUCUACGCGAUACGCAUCUACCACUUUCGAUAUACCACCCAGAAUGAAGAUCGCAACGCAAGACCUAAGGUAGUCAAACGAGCUCUAAAAUCACUCUUAGACAUUGCUCAAAGAAUCUUUGCAAAGGGCGACGAAGUACAUUUUGAAAGACUUCAUUGGCCUUUAUUCAUGGCAGGAAUUGAAACCACGGAUACUAUACAUCGGGAAUGGAUCUUGGAAAAAUUCUCAUCUGGAAAGUUCAAGACUGUCUUGAAAAAGGUGUUGAAGAUUCAGCAUCUUAGUGGAACGAGGGUUCAUAUGUCUUUGAUUCGCGAGAUGUGCUCUAAGGAAGGAGAUGCUCCACGUGUUACUUUUCUUGGCUUUUGAUAUAUCUAAUUUUUGUGUUCUUUUGCACCUACUUUAAAUGGAUAUUCGUUCUUCUUUGGGUGGUUCUUGAACCAUUCUAGCGUGGUGUUGGGAGAGCAUUGCUUUCAAUUGGGUAAAUUUCUCGACUUCCCGUAAGAUAUUGUCAUUGGCGAAUUGAGAAACUCAGUAUCCUUCACACCUGUUACUUAUUAUCGGAUUAGUCUCUGGUACAUGAUACGAUGUGAAGUCAUGGUUAACAGGAGAAGACAAAGUAGUUAAGUCUUAUUCUGGUAUAAUGAACUCUCUAGUAUUAUAGUUCAAAGUUUAUUCAGUCAUCGAUUCUUUCCCUGUGAUAAUCGUCUUGCCUCCUUCAUAUUGUGCAUAACCC